UACAACACAAAUGCACAGAUCGUUACAGUAUCAAUAUCAUGAAUAUAAUACUGUUACUUUAUUGAACAAAGUAUUUGUAUAUCUACCCUAUGCAGUUAGUAUAUUUGUAGAAUAAUUUAAAUGCAGUAGUUACAACUGUUCUGUGUGCGUACGCGGUGUAUUCUGUGUUUUUAUUUAUUUAUUUAUUCAUCUGAGGUUCAGGGCUUCAGUACUAAUAUUCACCAUCAAAGUAAAACGUUUUGUUUUGGUCUAAAAUGUACGAGUUCCGUGGUUAAUGAAACGUGGUAAAAGAAAUCUAUGGAAUUAAAUAAAUGCAACAUUUUACUAUUGGCAACACACCACUAAAUUCUAUUUUCUUGUGAAAAAGAGCCACGCUUUUCUACGUGUUGGUUGGCACUUAAUCUUUGCAUUUACCAAUUUCCUAAUCUACUAAAGGACCACUGUUCACAUAUGACCUCACUAACAUGGCGGCGUCUCGACACUGCUUGACGCGUACGCAAGGUGAAGGGUGAGAGGUUACUGUCUUGCUUUCAGGCGGCGGGAGAUAUUAAUACGGUUGCUGGACGACUGAGAGAAACAUCAAAAUAUACCAGCGACUAAACGUGUGGGUGCCUGGUGGUCCUGUUCUCAGAUAAUAAAGUGUUUGGCCAUGUUCUCUGACCUCACAGCCCAGAAGGGGGCAACGUUGUUGGCCCCGCCUGCCCUUGAGGGCCCGGUCUUCGACAGAGUGUGCCCCUCCUCCUACACCAACUGCUCGGAGCGCUUCAAACUCGGGGAGCGGAGCUUCAGCCGCCAGUACGCUCACAUCUACGCCACCCGGCUCCUUCAGAUGAGACCCGUCCUGACCAAGAGGGCUCAGCAGAUGUGGGGAGCUGACAUACCGGUAAAGAAACUCUGUGAGAUCCAGAUGGGUGAGCAAUGUUGCAUUGUGGGAACCAUCUUCAAGCACAUGGACCUCCAGCCAUCUAUUCUUCGAGAGAUCAGCAGGGAGCACAACCUCCUACCUCAGCCGCCACGAGCAAAAUACAUCAGCCAAUCGGACGAGCUGAUUCUGGAGGACGAGUUACAGAGGAUCAAACUGGAGGGUGCCAUUGAAGUGCAGAACUUCGUCACAGGAAGUGUGAUUGCUGUUUACGGAGCUGAGAAGAACGAUGGGAAGUUCAUGGUGGAGGAAUACUGCAGAGCCGAGCUGCCCCCACAGUCCCCACGGAGAGGCCCCCAUGCUGACAGGUUCGUGCUCCUGGCCUCGGGGCUGGGUUUGGGGGGUGGCAAUGCGGACUGUCUCCUGGGUCUGCAGCUGCUGGUGGACAUGGUGACGGGGCAGCUGGGGGACGAGGGUGAGCAGAGUGGGGUGGCCCGAAUCUCCAGGGUGCUGCUGGCUGGGAAUCUGCUGAGUCAGAGCACACAGGACAAGGACUCCAUCAACAAGGCUAAGUACCUGACCAAGAAGACGCAGGCCGGCAGUGUGGAGGCUAUCCGGAUGCUGGAUGAGAUUCUGGUACAGCUGGCGGCCUCUGUUCCAGUGGACCUCAUGCCUGGGGAGUUUGACCCCACUAACUACACCCUGCCCCAGCAGCCUCUACACCAGUGCAUGUUCCCACUGUCCUCCGCAUACCCCACCCUGCAGCUGGUCAGCAACCCCUUCCAGGCAGACAUCGACGGGCUCCGGUUCCUGGGGACGUCGGGACAGAAUGUGAGCGAUAUCUACAAGUACAGCGGGCAGGAGGACUACAUUGAGAUCCUGGAGAGCACCCUGAGACUGAGCCACUUGACCCCCACUGCUCCAGACACGCUUGGCUGCUACCCAUUCUACCAGCGCGACCCAUUCAUUCUGGAGGAGUGUCCUCAUGUCUACUUCUGUGGCAACGCACCGGCCUUCCAGUCCAAACGAGUCAUAGGUGCUGACGGCCAAGAUGUCCUCCUUGUCGCUAUCCCAGAGUUCAGCUCGACGCAGACUGCCUGCCUGGUAAACCUGCGCAACCUGGAGUGCCAGCCAAUCAGCUUCUCCGCUUUCUCAGCCGAGGCGGAGGAAGAGAGUGAGAUGGAUAUCAGCCACUGAACGCAAGCUUAGCAGCUGAAGAGAGAAGCUCAGCCUGGGGGUAUAAGACCAAGGCCAGGCCCAAGUCUGUCGGUCUGUAAUACAGUUGUCAGACUGAUAAGUUGCUACAUUACCUGCACUCAGUACCAGCUGCUUCAGGCUAACAUGGAAAAACUUAUUUUUAAAAAAAAUGAAAAAUAAAUAAAUGUAGGUUAAAUCUAAUAAAAUAUUUCUAGUAAUAAUUGUAUUAUGCAGAUCUUGCAUUUUCUGAUAUAGAAGGUUCACACAUUUUUGGUAAACCUAUAUUUUCAAGUUUUAAUUUAUUUUGUAGCAAUUAGUGAAAAAAAUGUAUUGUGCUGCACAUAUUCCCAGCCUGUACUUUGAUGUUUAGUUUGUGAAGAUGUAAAAGCUCCAGUGUUCCUGCAUGAGGAUGUCAUGUUAAUGCCCAUUCAGGAUUGCCAGCUGGCUCCAGAAUUUACGGACACUUUAAGCCAGGUCAGGUCUUUUAACUCGCCUCUGACCGCAUAUUAAUUGAUUUUAAUUUGAACAUGCAACGUGAGUGUAAUUUGCGUGAGCUGUCGCUAAAGGAAUGUAAUUAUUUUGCUAACUAUUAGAACAUAAGAAAGUUUACAAAAACGAGAGGAGGCCAUUCAGCCCAUUUUGCUCGUUUGGUUGUUAGUAGCUUAUUGAUCACAGAAUCUCAUCAAGCAGCUUCUUGAAGGAUCCCAGGGUGUCAGCUUCAACAACCAUUACUGGGGAGCUGGUUCCAGACUCUCACAAUUCUCUGUGUAAAAAAGUGGCUCCUAUUUUCUGUUCUGAAUGUCCCUUUAUCUAAUCUCCAUUUGUGACCCCUGGUCCUUGUUUCUUUUUUCAGGUCAAAAAAGUCCCCUGGGUCGACAUUGUCUAUAUUGUUUAUGAUUUUGAAUGUUUGAAUCAGAUCGCUGCGUAGUCUUCUUUGUUCAAGACUGAAUAGAUUCAAUUCUUUUAGCCUGUCUGCAUACGACAUGCCUUUUAAACCCGGGAUGAUUCUGGUUGCUCUUCUUUGCACUCUUUUUAGAGCAGCAAUAUCCUUUUUGUAACAAGGUGACCAGAACUGUCUGGGGGCGAGAAUUACUUCCUGUGAGGAUCUUUUCCAUCAAUCAGACCUAUACAGCUUGCUGAUUUGCUGUAUUUGUGUGAUUGAGGCGGGACUGUGCGAAGCAAAAAUAAGUAUUACAUUAAUAGAAACUUAGCCCCAAGGUUAAACAAGAAAGAGUGCGGGUUAGUGCAGAAUUCUCUAUUACAACAGAAUUGCACUAUUUUGAUACAUAUUGUUUACCAUAUAACAUUUCAAGCAAUAUGAUUUUAAUACGUUAUGAUGGUCUCCGGAAAGAAUUGCCACCGCAAUUAAAUAAUUGAACACUUUUAUUGAAGCCGCUCACACAAUUUACACUCAUGUUACAUGUUCAGUAAAAUCAAUUAAUUUGCGGUUAGAGGCGAGUUAAAAAACCUGACCUGGCUUAAAGUGUCCAUAAAUUCUGGAGCCAGUUGGCAACCCUGUGCCUAUUGCAGAGACCUUCAAAGUACAUGAGUCUCAUGAAAAACAGUGGCUGGUUAAUUGUUGAGAUUGCAUUGCCUUCAGGGAGUAGAGUCGUUGUAUAAUGAAUAAAUGGCAGAAAGUCAGAACUUUUUUUUUUUUUUUUUAAACCAUUUUUUUA
This is a messenger RNA of Acipenser ruthenus (sterlet), 3735 nucleotides long. RefSeq names its product DNA polymerase delta subunit 2. Lineage: Eukaryota; Metazoa; Chordata; Actinopteri; Acipenseriformes; Acipenseridae. Gene Ontology annotation, molecular function: DNA binding. Bases 650 to 2059 code for a protein of 469 amino acids. Gene Ontology annotation, biological process: DNA replication; DNA strand elongation involved in DNA replication. The transcript is spliced from 11 exons. Gene Ontology annotation, cellular component: delta DNA polymerase complex. The record is from RefSeq and is a predicted model, not a curated record.